This is a messenger RNA of Fusarium vanettenii 77-13-4, 1896 nucleotides long. RefSeq lists its product as uncharacterized. Bases 1 to 1896 code for a protein of 631 amino acids. Gene Ontology annotation, molecular function: DNA binding. Gene Ontology annotation, biological process: regulation of DNA-templated transcription. NCBI's taxonomy places the organism in Eukaryota, Fungi, Ascomycota, Sordariomycetes, Hypocreales, Nectriaceae. The transcript is spliced from 4 exons. The record is from RefSeq and is a predicted model, not a curated record.
AUGGCCAUCACUGGACAAAAUUAUCGACAUAGCACACUUCCAUCAAAGACUGGACACCGCUUCUCCAAAGAAGCUCUCCAGAUUCUCAAAAGAUGGUUGGCUCUUCAUAGCCGCUACCCUUACCCAGCCGAACAAGAAAAGGAACUCCUCCAGCGUCAAACGGGUCUCACCAAGACUCAGGUUUCCAACUGGUUCACUAAUACUCGUCGCAAACGCAGAGCACAACCCCAAAGGAACCCAUUCUCCCAUACCGAUAACACACAAACUGGCCCUAUCGAUAUCAGCCGUCGGCCUGGAACACCAGCUGUCGAUAGCAAUACAAACCAGCUGCAGCGCUGGGUAGACUCGCCGCCCGAGAAUGAGCCCGCAUCUGUCACUGCUAUUGCUAGGGCCGUGGCUUCCAGCUGGGACAUCUACUGUGUCUUUUGCGGGAUGUUUGACCCAGAUGACGGUCACCUUGAAACUCACAACCACACAGCAUGUAAAGUAAGACCGGUCGAAGACAAGUCUUUCUAUCGGAAGGACCACAUAAAUCAGCAUCUCAAGCUCGUUCACAACGCUCAGUUUAUUGAUUGGUCUAUGAAAGGCUGGAAGGUCACGACAUCAGAAAUCCGAUCCCGAUGUGGUUUCUGCGGGAUAAUUAUGAAUAGCUGGCCAGCCAGGGUCGAUCAUCUAGCAGAACACUUUAAGAACGGAAGCACUAUGGCUGAUUGGAAAGGCGACUGGGGCUUUGAAGCAUCUAUCCUCGACAUGCUAGAGAGCUCCAUCCCGCCAUACUUGAUUGAGAUGGAACGAACAUCUACUUUUCCUUUUACAGCAACCAGCGCUCCAGCUGACUCCCCGCGGAGUGCCUACGAACUCAUCACGUUGGAACUCGCCUACUUCAUAGUCAACUACAAGGAAGAAAUAGGAGAUCUGCCUACCGAUGAGGAGAUGCGGCUCGAGGCUUGUCGUGUCAUCUUCGCCUCAGAAGCAUCAUCCCGGCGAGGCAUCUCGACCGAGUCUUCUUGGCUACGAGACCUCCUCAUGGGAGACCAGGAAAUUGCCAAGGAAGCUCAAUUUGCGCCUAUCCGACAUGGGGCUGAAAACAGGCUUUGUGCCUUGAAGAUCAACGGCAAGGACAACUUGUUUGAACAAUGUCCGCUUGAGAUGCAACUCAAAGAGUUUAUCCAAACUAAGGAUUUACUCGGCAUACACAUGACAGAUGACGAGCUACAAGAAGAAUGCUGCUACAUUAUCGGUAAUGUUCAAGAGCUACCUAUACCGCACUACGAUUUCAUUGCGGACUGGCUCAUCAGGCUUGUCAUGUCUUCGGCCGAAUGGUUGGUCGACUUUCGUCAUCGUGCUCAUCUUCAAAGGACUCAACAUUCCGAUGGUCCUCUCUCCCGACAUUGGGGGCUGGAAGGUACCCAAAUCAAUGCCGAAGAUUACCACACCAGAGAUGGUUCAACUAGGGCCAGUACCUUGAGGCCUGCUCACAGCAGAAGCCUCAGAGACACACCAAGAGUAGCUUCGGCUCCUCGUGCUCGGACAACCGUGCUAGGGGCUCAGCCACAACAGUCAGAGGGGCUCGACUCUAGAGUUCGGUCAAGAAGGAGCCCGGGGGCCUUUGAAGACAUGAUGAGAAAGACUUUCUUCAUGAACGACUCCAACUGCUACCGUCGUCUAGCGCAGGAGCUGACUCGCUUCGUUAUGGCUACCAUGUCGCCCAACAACCCAAAUCAACACGUACCAUCAGACGCCGAGAUUCAGCAUCAAGCUCGGUGGAUCUUAUUUGAGAGUGACGAUGCAUGGAACCAAACAGCGGCUGAUAAUGACGAAUGGCUGCAGCGCUUCAAGCGAGAUGUUGGCAUUCUUGCGGGUCCAGGCCUUGACAGGGGGCAGGGCGCUCAGUAA